Messenger RNA from Osmia lignaria (orchard mason bee), 1129 nucleotides. The record is from RefSeq and is a predicted model, not a curated record. Lineage: Eukaryota; Metazoa; Arthropoda; Insecta; Hymenoptera; Megachilidae.
GUGUACCAUGACCACAGACGUAACACAUGAGAACGAAUUGUGUCAAGUUUCUCACCGCUGUCAUUUGAUGAACAUUCGUUGACGACUGUAUCAAAUUUGUUUUCUAGGUGGUUUGUAAGUAAUUUAAUUAAUUUAUAGUUAAAAGGUAUGGCGGAUACAACGGUAGACGCAACACGCCGUUUAAAUGUUAAGAAACAAACCCUGGAUGACGCUUACGCAGCACCUGCAAAUUUUCUCGAAAUUGACGUGAUUAAUCCAGUCACACACGGUAUCGGCAAGAAACGAUACACUGAUUAUGAAGUUCGCAUGAGGACAAAUCUUCCAGUUUUUAAAGUAAAAGAUUCCACAGUAAGAAGAAGAUACAGUGACUUUGAGUGGCUGAGAAAUGAAUUAGAAAGAGAUAGUAAGAUUGUAGUGCCUCCUCUACCAGGGAAAGCUUGGAAGCGUCAAAUGCCUUUUAGAGGAGAUGAUGGUAUUUUUGAAGAAGAUUUUAUUGAAGAUCGAAGGAAAGGUUUAGAAGCUUUUGUUAAUAAAAUAGCAGGACAUCCAUUAGCACAGAAUGAACGAUGUUUACAUAUGUUUCUGCAAGAACCUGUAAUAAACAAGAACUACGUACCUGGAAAAAUACGUAAUACAUAAGUUAUAAUAAGACUUAUUGCAAGUAUAUUUUCCUUCCCACCUUCAAAAUUGAAAAGUAAACUGAUAUACAGCAAUUUAAUUAAGCACAUGAAAUUCAUCAAUUUCACAGUAUGGCUUAAAAAUAAAAUAUCAAAAUAAAAGUUAUUCAUUUACAAAUUGUUCAGUAGAAAAAAUACUAAAUAAUUUUACUUUUUUUAAAUAACUCCGGUAAUUUUCUCUGUACACGUCACAACUUUUUAUAUAUAUAUAUAUAUUACAGAAAUAUUUUAACAUUAAAAAAUAUACAGAAAAAUUUAAUAUUUUAAUAUAGUGGUUUCUACUGGACAGUUUGUAAGUAGUGUAUAAAUCAUAGUUUGUAAACUGUGCUAUCACAAGCUAAAUGGAUAAGAUAAAUUGAUUUAUAAGUGGAGGUGAAAUCUUUUAAAAAUUGUUUAUAAUUUGAUAUUCUUUACAUAAAGAAAUGUUAAAAAUCUAAGAUUUUUUCAACUCA